Pseudophryne corroboree (corroboree frog) is the source of this 4535-nucleotide messenger RNA. Its product is annotated as rho guanine nucleotide exchange factor 15-like. The transcript has 16 exons. Gene Ontology annotation, molecular function: protein binding; guanyl-nucleotide exchange factor activity. Gene Ontology annotation, biological process: activation of GTPase activity. The record is from RefSeq and is a predicted model, not a curated record. Lineage: Eukaryota; Metazoa; Chordata; Amphibia; Anura; Myobatrachidae. The coding region runs from base 138 to 3317 and encodes 1059 amino acids.
CCCGCCCUCCCCUGUGUGCUGCUGCAGCAGAGGCUCCGGCUGUGUCAGGAUUACACCCAGCAGCAGCAGCAGCUUCCUGCCCGCACCGCUCACAGCUUUCUCCAUAAUGCCGUAACCUGUGUGACAACGCUGGAGCCAUGUCAGCCACUGAUACGUUGCCCCCUCCCAUUCCCCUUUCCCAGAAGCCUGUCCGGAUUAUUAAAGCUAAGCCUCCAAACCGCCCACCACCCCACCUGCCUCCGAAGCCCCCCCAGAAGCCGCCUCCGUGUCCGCCGAGUGUACCCCUGACCCCCCUCGUCCACUCCGAGCACCAGGAUUGUGUCGCUGAGCAACCUACGUCUGGGGUGUCGGUGAAGAAGAUAGCCGGUCUGUUUCAGAAGGAUCCUGAAUCAGGAACUGGCGAUGAGCCUCAGCCCAGGCUACCCCCAAAGCCGUCAGCUCUCCAGGCAAGGGAGGAAAAGGUGCCAUCAGGGAGAAAGGAGGAGCCACCAAGUGUGAAGGUGAAGUCAGAAGAGGAGAGGGAACAUGGCAGGUCCUGUCCACCUCCGCUGCCACCGAAACAUUUCCAGGACGCCGACGAUCGGUUGUCCAAGAUGGGUUCCUGUCCCCCCCGGCCGGCUUGCCCGACGCGCUGCUGUUGCGCCUGUCAUAAGCAAAGGCCGGGCAUGGUGUUGGUUUGGGUCCCAGAGUCUAGCGUGUCUCGGGCUAUCUACGUCAACGAGGCAUCAGACUCUUCCGACGACAGCGGCGUGUUUCAGAGGCUUCUGUCGUUGAACGACGAUGAUGACGACGGUGGAGGGAAGUGGGGCCAGUGGCUUUUGAAGGACAGGGUGACGGCGGCCACCAGCUACCCGGUGAGACGCAGGUCAAUAAAGCACGGGGAACGCUCUAGACAGGACUCUGGUGUUGGGGAUGAAAAAGUGAGGAACGGUGUUGUGCUCACCUCUUACAAGUCUACGGGAGACUAUAACGGGGAUUUGCCUAACCCUGUCCAUGAAGAGGUCACUGUCCAGAGGCCGUGUAGGUUGGACAAUAUACCAGGUGUUCCAAAGCACAGAUCGCCACCUCGUUUGAAAUCAAAGGCCAGUGAAGACGUAGACUCCGCUGUAGACACUGCCCAUUCGGGACCUCUUCCCGCUCACCCUUUGCCUAAUGGAACCUCCCGUGAACCUUCUGAAUCUGAAGUUCUACCUGGAAAGAACUCUAAAUUAAAGUGCAUCUCCUUCUCUGAUGAAGUGGUGUCUAUGACGGACAAAAUGGACCAGCCGAAUGUUGACUUAAGCGAUGAUCCCCUAAAGGGCUCUGGGUCCACCGACUGCUUGGAUUCUGCCCAGGAGCUUGCUAUAACACAACACCCUUCCCUAAGAGAUGAGCAGGAAGUGGAAAAUCGAUUUAAGAUCCGUAAGCCCGCCCGCAGGAGCAAGGUACCUGCUCAGUCCUCGUUAGAAGUCCCAGACCACCCGCCAAUGAUGCCUCCUAAAGUGCCCAGCAAACCACCUCGUGGGGCAGCUCCUCCGCCUCCUCCAGCUCCACCUCCGUUUUUGAGGAAAGGGUCUUUGAAGAGGUACUCAACAGGCAACGCGGAGGAGGUGACAGAUAGAGAUAAGAAGGCGUCCUCAUGUAGUCUUCCUAUUGACAGCGUGUAUAAGGGGAGAGACCACCGUUCAUCCUCGGAGGACACAACCGAGCCAUCAGAUUUCUGUCCGGAGAGCUCGUUGCUGAGGAUUCCGACCGUCAAGAGCCCUAAAUCCAUAGACUGGGAAUCGCACCUGCGGGAUGAGCCUCUGUACCAGACGUACCGCCAGACGGUCAUCAGUAAGGAGAUCCGGAGGCAGACCGUCGCACGCAACAGCAGCUUCACCAGCUAUGACUCCUCGCAGGAAAGUCCCCUCUGCGCCGGGGGUUCUCCUAAGCAGGGGCGGAGGUCGGCGGUCCCCCAUAACACGCUGUGGCAAGAGUUACCUUCUGUGAUAGAGAGCGGAGUCCUGGACAAUAUGACCAACGAGCAGAAGAAAAUGCAGGAGAGUAUGUUCGAGGUGCUGACGUCGGAGGCUUCGUACCUGCGCUCGCUGAACGUGCUGACUGAGCAUUUCCUGGAGUCUCGGGAGUUAGAGGAUUCGCUGAUUAUCCGUGAGAAGAAAAUCCUGUUCUCCAAUAUCCUCAAAGUGAAGGAGGUCAGCGAGAGGUUUCUCAUGGACUUGGAGUCACGUGUAGAUGAAGAUAUCCUUAUAUCCGAUGUCUGUGAUAUCAUCUAUCACCACGCUGUGCAUCACUUCUCUGUCUACAUAGAUUAUGUGAGGAACCAGCUCUACCAGGAGAAGACGUACAGCGAGCUCAUGGAGAAGAGCCCCCAGUUCCAGGCCGUGCUGUGCAGGUUACAGGAGCUUCCUCAGUGCCAGCGUCUGCCCUUCAUGUCCUUCCUGCUGCUGCCAUUCCAGAGGAUCACCCGCAUAAAGAUGCUGAUAGAGAAUAUUUUAAAGAGGACGGAGGAGGGUUCCGAGAGUGAGCGAAACGCCAGUAAGGCGCUGGACGCGGUGUCAAAGAUUAUUCAGGAGUGUAACCGGGAAGUGGGUCGUAUGAAGCAGACGGAGGAAUUAAUCCACAUCUCCUCCAAGAUUGAGUUUGAUAAAAUAAAGGCCAUCCCGAUCAUCUCUCAAAACCGGUUCCUGGAGAAGCAGGGAGAACUGAGUGAAGUGCAGCAGAAGGGAAGUCUGUUCGGGAUUAAGCCGACAAAGCUCACUCCCGUCUAUUUCUUCCUUUUCAAUGACUUCCUGCUGAUCACACAGAAGAAAAGCUCAGACCGUCAUGUUGUUCUGGAUUAUGUACAUCGCUCACUGGUUCAGCUCCAGUCCUGCCCUACCAUGGACAACAGCUUCUUCCUGACCCUACUGGAGAAUCAUCAGGGAAAGACGUGUGACCGGCUCUUCAAAGCACCCACUCAGUCUGACUUACAUCGGUGGGUGGCCGCAUUUCCCAGUAAGAAUGAUGACACGCUGUCCGGCUGCGACACGAUAUAUGAGGACUGGGACUGCCCCCAGGUGCACUGCGUGGAGCAGUACACCGCCGUACAAACCGAUGAGCUGAACCUGGAGCCCGCUGACAUCAUCAACGUGCUGCGGAAAACAUCUGAGGGUUGGUAUGAGGGUAUACGGCUGUGCGAUGGGAAGAAGGGCUGGUUUCCCUCUCGCUACGUCCAUGAGAUCACUAACGAGCACGUGAGGAGGAGGAAUCUCCGAGAGCGUUACCGGGUGCUCCAGGCUGCAAGACAGAUAAUCACCCUGUCUGGUGACACCAGGAAGAAAGCAAGUUCAGCCUGAGCUCCCAGGAGGCGAAACGCGUCAAGGUCGGGUUUCCACUUGGUUAGCCGGGUACCUGGACAUAAUGAACAGCCCGGGGUUUCAUUGUACAUUUCGUGAACAAACAACCUCUGAUGUUGGAUGUUAGCUGCUUGGUUCAUACAUGGAGUGCACAAAAGGAGAUAAUCUUAUCCAGGCCGGGUAUUGGCCACAGAACACAAAGCCAUGAAUGUGCUGCUAUCUUCUGGAUGAAUGUGUGUCCUUUCCUGGCAACAGGGGGAAGAAUGAAGAGCCUCCAAGGAGUCUAUGGAAAAGCACAAACGUCCCCCAGAUGGGACCAAUUUCACGUUCAGCACAGGAACUGUUGAUCACAAUGGACAUUAAUGAAGGUUCCAGCUGGUUUCUGCCCUUCCUGCAUAUGGUUCUCAACCUUUCUUGGCCUGAAGACCAUCAUCUGAUUUAGAGAAACCUGGGGCAUGAGUGACAUUGGGCCCAAGUGGACAAACGUUGGACAGUGCUCAUGGGAGUGGUGAUCCUGUGCCAAGGUCGUACUGCCAAGAUUUACUGUGUUGUAAUGUUUUAGGAACACUAAGAAACAAUGAUAAUUGUACAAAUGGAAAAUAAGUUCCGUAGACCAAUGUUCAUCUCAGAACUGGAAAAGAAAGUGGACGUUAAUGUAGGUUCCAGCUGGUUUCUGCCCUUCCUGCAUAUGGUUCUCAACCUUUCUAAGCCUGAAGACCAUCAUCUGAUCUAGAGGAACCUGGGGCAUAAGUGACAUUGGGCCCAAGUGGACAAACGUUGGACAGCGCUCAUGGAAGUUGUGAACCUGUGCCAAGGUCGUACUGCCAAGAUUUACUGUGUUGUAAUGUUUUAGGAACACUAAGAAGACGAUGAUAAUUGUACACAAAGAAAAUCAGUCCAGUAGACCAAUGUUCAUCUCAGAACUGGAAAAGAAAAACGCACAAAAGUCAUAGUCCGGAGAGUGAGGACGUGAAGACACUGCCAGCUGGAGAAGCAGCGAUGGUGCGGCCAUCUUUACAUAUGUGGGUACAGGGCAAGGAUUUUACUUCUGGCUAGUACUAUGGUUUAUCUCUGUCUGUGAUGGUUGUGAUGAUGUUCACAGGAUCGUUUUAUGUAUCUUAUACAGGGAAAAUAAUGUGUUGUAUAUUUUGAACCACAAAACCGUCUCGUAAUGAUGUUAUUUCAAGUCAUGUGAAGUAAAUCUUUUUUUUCUCUGGU